Messenger RNA from Aspergillus brunneoviolaceus CBS 621.78, 1386 nucleotides. Its product is annotated as putative protein kinase. Lineage: Eukaryota; Fungi; Ascomycota; Eurotiomycetes; Eurotiales; Aspergillaceae. The transcript has 4 exons. Gene Ontology annotation, biological process: spliceosomal complex assembly; protein phosphorylation; regulation of mRNA processing. Gene Ontology annotation, molecular function: protein kinase activity; ATP binding. The record is from RefSeq and is a predicted model, not a curated record. The coding region runs from base 1 to 1386 and encodes 461 amino acids.
AUGAAGCGAGCCGGGCGAAUCGCUUGGACUAAUGUUUGCCGUCGCGGUGCUCGCAGGUGUUUUGCUACGUCUCUACCCUCCACUUCUUGCUGUCGUCGAACCUCCCUUCAGUCAGCUCUGAGAACUACAGCAGUGCCGCGUCGAACGGUAAUUUCGUCAGCGCAGUGGACAUGCACCCCGAGAGUGUUUCCCACCUCGGGGGUCAAGUUGCUGGACCAGUCCGCUGAGCUUGACGAGGAGACACUGCCGAAUUACCAACUCGAGAAAUACUACCCAGUCACCCAGGGUGAAGCACUCAAUGAUCGGUAUCAAACCCUUGCCAAACUAGGAUACGGAGUCACUUCCACAGUUUGGCUGGCGAAAGACUUGGUUGUAUCGACAUAUGUGGUUUUAAAGGUCUACAUCACGGGCCAGAACCGGGACCUUGAGCGAGAACUAGACAUUUACAAGCGCAUUAAUUCAAUGGAAGCACAACACCCCGGGAAAAACUUCAUUCGUAAACUUCUCAACUAUUUUUAUCUCCAGGGCCCUCAUGGCUGUCACGCCUGUCUUGUUCACGAGCCUCUCGGAAUGACUGCAGAUUUUCUAGUAAGGGUGGCUCCUCGGAACGAAAAAACCCUUGAUUUCAUGAAGCCUGCUAUCCGACAGCUACUCGUCGCCCUGGAUUUCCUGCAUUCAGAGUGCCAUAUCAUCCAUACAGGUUAUAUGCUUACCACCCCCCUUGAGGAUCUUGAUGUUGGCACAGAUCUCCAGCUGAAGAACCUACUACUUCCCGGCCCGGAGACAAGCCAUCUUUUCCAAUUCGAAGAGCGUGAAGUUGGAAACCCAACACCCCGAAAGAAGCUUAAAGAUCGAACGAUCUAUAAGUCUUUAGGUUUUCUCUCUCCGGGCGGACUGCCAAUUCUCGCUGAUUUUGGAGAAGCUCGAUUUGGCGAUAAAAGGCAGAAUGGCGAUAUUACGCCGAUUGUUUAUAGAGCUCCGGAAGUGAUUUUAAGGUCGAGCUGGGACUAUAAGGUAGAUAUAUGGAAUAUUGCUAUGGUUGCCUGGGAUAUUGUCAGCUCUCGCACCCUGAUCAAUGGCAAAAAUCCAGAUGGCAUAUUUGAUGAUCGGGUCCAUAUAGCAGAACUGAUUGCUCUGCUAGGCCCUCCACCCCCCGAAUCCCGGGAACAGAGACACCUCAGCUCAGCCUUCUGGGAUAAGUCGGGGAAGUGGAAGGAGGUUGCCUCUAUUCCAGAUAUUACCCUCGAGAGCCUGGCCUCGGAGGUGGAAGGGGAAGGUAAAGAGGGGUUUUUUCGGUGGCUCCGAAUGGCCUUGCAGUGGAACCCCGACGACCGGCCCACGGCUUUGGAACUCUUGUUCGACGAGUGGAUGAUGAAGGGACCUUGA